Molecule: messenger RNA, 1527 nt
Organism: Arachis ipaensis
Lineage: Eukaryota; Viridiplantae; Streptophyta; Magnoliopsida; Fabales; Fabaceae
Product: pentatricopeptide repeat-containing protein At4g18975, chloroplastic
Molecular function (GO): protein binding
Source: RefSeq, a predicted model, not a curated record
GCUAAGAAAGUGAAGAAAGCUCUUCAGCCAGAGUGGCUUAAGUCUCUUCUGAAAAGGACUUUUUUUGAAUCUUCCUGUGCAACUCAUCCCCUGCUUAAGAAAGAGUUAAACCAAUACUGCAUAGCUGUACCGAUUCAAUUUGCCAAAAUUGUGCAUCUGGACCCAAACAGAACCCGCAAUACAUUCCCAAAUUGCAUAGAAACAGCGCAAUAUCUUUCUCUCCUAGCUUCGAAGAUUAGAGAGUCCCACACCUACUGCUCAAUUGGCAACAAGGUGACUAACAGGUAAGAUUAUGCUUCCAAUUUGCCUCCUUAACUUUAAGACUCUGCCGCUUCCUCAAUCUGCUUCCAAUAUUCUAAUCUCCCUUCUGGGCGUGGCGGGUAUCCCAUUGCCAAGGUUCAUUUCUUGUGUUGCUGUGUUGAUCCCGUCCAUCGCUGCAAUUGCGAACAAUGAUGUGGAGGUCACCUUGCUUUUCUCAUCUUGUUACUAGAUUCACUCAACUUCAUCCUAAGCAUGCCUCUCACCGUUACUACAACUUAUCCCGUUUCAACCCCGCACAAUCACAGGCUAUUUCUAAUCCCCCUCCCCAACAAAAACCUACACAUACAGAUGCACCAAAUCAUUAUAUUGGCCACAACGUUUCUAGGAAGGAUAAAAACAAGUAUCUUCUCUCUACUCUUCUUGAUCUGAACGACACUAAGGAAGCGAUUUAUGGUGCCCUUGAUGCGUGGGUUGCAUGGGAGCAGAACUUCCCUAUUGCCUCUUUGAAACUCAUAUUGAAUGCUCUCGAGAAGCAACAACAGUGGCAUAGGGUUGUUCAGGUGAUUAAAUGGAUGCUGAGCAAGGGGCAGGGGAACACAAUGGGAACAUAUGGUCAAUUGAUACGAGCUUUAGAUAUGGACCAUAGAGUGGAAGAAGCGCACAAAUUCUGGCAGACCAAAAUCGACACUGAUUUGCAUUCGGUUCCCUGGCAGUUGUGUCAUCUCAUGAUAUCUGUAUAUUACCGAAACAACAUGCUGGAUGAUCUUGUUCGGCUUUUCAAGGGAUUGGAAGCUUUUGAUCGUAAACCUCGAGAUAAAACCAUCAUUAAGAAAGUAGCAAAUGCAUACGAGAUGUUGGGCUUACAUCAAGAGAAAGAGAGGGUACUGAAGAAAUAUAGCAAUCUCUUCACAGAAGAAGGAUCGAUUAAGAAAGCUAGGAGGAACUCAUCUGAGAAAAAAUUAAAAAGGUAGUCUUAUUUGUUGUCUUCGCACACCAGUAUUUUUGUAGUUGAUUGGUUUUGAUUUUGGACCGGCAUGGCUCCAAAGUACGGCAAGAACCAAAUUAUUUAGAGCUAAUACAUCCAUAUAUAACUGGUAGUGUUAAAUUUAGGGUUGACAAAAACACUGUACAUGUUUCACCGAAUUCAAGUCGUGAUUGAAGCAUUGCCAAAGCGAAUUACCAUCAACUGAAAAGAAAACAUUUAUAGAAACAAGUAAUCUGAACAUCAUCAAUUUUAUUAGUGAAUGAAACAACUAUUUAUGUUUU